UCGUCCAUGCGUCCAACCGUUUCCGGCUGUGGGUAUGGCACGGUGAUGAUGAGAAUUCGGUCUCGACGUUGAUUUAUGUAGAAUUCCGUUGGAAAUUACCGACGAGCAUUCGCAAGCAAUCUCACCGGAGUAUGUGCAUUCACUGUGCGUUCAUUCACACCGCCGGAAGAUCGUGAUUUAGCGACCAAGCGACUUAAAUAUGAGCAGCGACGUGUUACUUUCUUGACACUUGGAGCAACAUAAAUAAGAGUGGAUAAUGUGGAGCGCAUCUGAGGACCCACCAGAUGCAAUGGAAGGUGAACCACCUGAGGCUAUGGCGCAUACAAAAGAGAAAUGUGAACAGAAUAAAAAUCAAUUGGAGUCCCUCAAAGAAAUUAUGAUGAGAAAUCAACAAAGUUUGAAGAAGAAGGAGGAGGAGGUGCAGGAAUAUGCACGAAGACUGUCAAAAAUCAAAUCUCGAGCCAGACUGUCACGUCGUAGCAAAGAAGGAUCUUCAUCAUCUAAGGACACAGUGCAUUCACCUAAGACUGAGUCUACGGCAAUAGACACAACAGAUGAUACUAUUGAUGACAUAAGCCAAGCAAAAACCCCAAAGGCGAAGUCUUCUUUACUUCAACGAAAAUUGGCAGAAAAUAGGAAAGCAUUUGAGCAACGCAGCAAAGAAUUAACAGAGACUAAACGAGCAGUGGAAGAGAAAGUUGAAGCUAUCAGGCAACAGCUGGAAGAAACAGACUUGGCUUCAAUGGAAAUGCACAAAGAUCAACUGCCUGUUACACCAGUCAGACCUCUUAUGGUGACAUCAGAUAUUAUGUCACCGAUUCAAAUCCAGGAUAUUCAGGAGAAAGAGAAUAAGAUUGUGGAAUUGAGUAAUAAAAUUCUCGAGCUAGAGGCAACUGUUUUGGAUCUCCAAGAAAACUUGAAAGAGAAGGAUUCUGUGAUCGAUUCCAAAACGAAAGCGGUUACUCUUAUGUCCGCGGAUCUUUCUAAGAAAGGCAAAACGACAUUGGAUAUUCUCGAAGAUACAAAAGACGAAAUGCGAACAAUGCAGGAAAAUUUUGUCCUGAUAGAAACCUCUUUAAAGAAUAAAAAUGCUAGCCUGUUAGAACAAUUGAAGGAAAGAGAUAACAGAAUCUCAGAGUUGGAACAUACAAUCAACGGAUUUGAGGAGCAACUAAAAGAACAGAAAAUAGCUGAAUCAGUAAGCGCAGAUUUCUCACGUUCUACUAUGGACACUUUGGCGGAGACUAAAGACGCGAUGAAAUCAAUGCAGGAAAAUUUCGUUUUUAUCGAAUCUUCAUUGAAGUUAAAGAAUGACAACCUUCUUCAGCAAUUGGAGGAAUACGAAAUAAAAUUAGCAGAAUCCAAAGAAAGGAUAUUCCAACUGGAAUCGGGCACUGGUAUAGUGACUGCUCCAGCAGUAGAAGAUUUACAGUUUAGGAUAGAAAGAUUGGAACAGAAUAAUCGACAGCUUCUGGAUGAAAAGUACGAAUUACAGAAAAAUAUCGCAGAAAUGCAAGACCAAAUCAUUGCUGGCAGAUCGACCCAUGAUAACAGUGAAAAAGAUAAUAAAAUUUCGGAGCUCGAAGAUUUGAUAGAGGGACUCAAACGAUCGAACGAAUUACUUGAAGCAGAAUCGAAGGCCGAACUACACAAGUACGUCACUGAAUUGUCAUCUAAAAAGGAAGAAUAUUCGAAUAUAAUCACUGAUCUUGAGGAGAAUGUACACAAGCUCGAAGCAGAGAAGAACGAAAUCGCAGAGAAAUUAUCAGACGAACGAACGAUGCUCAAGGAAGACGAUAAAGUGAUAAAGCUGACGAAGGAAUUGGAGGAUCUAAAUAAAAGUAUGAUCAAAUUGAAGGCCCAGCAUAGAAGCAAAAUAAAGAAUUUGCAGAAGCAACUGGAGAACUUCAAAAUGGUAUCUGAUACAAAUGCGGAACUCGUUAGACUGGGCAACCAGGUGGCAUUGCUUGAGGAGGAGAAAGGUAACCUUCAGCUGAGUCUGGUAGACUUUGACGAGCUUAAAGCCUCGGCAGGAGAUUGGCAAGAACGUGUUGCUGACCUCGAAAAUAAGGUCUCCUCUCAGACAAAAGAGAUACAGAUGCAUAUUGAUGCAAUCGCCACCUUAGAGAACCAAAAGUUAGAUCUAAUGCAAGAACUUCACACGGUAAAACAGGAGGUUUCGGCUCUAGAAGCCGAGAAUGCAGAGUCUGAAAAUCUCAGAGUGACCGCGGAAAUGAAAGUCGUCGAAUUGGAGGAGCAACUGGAAGCUGCGCACAAGGAACAGAGCGAUAAUAAACUCGAAUCUCUAUCGGAAUCCGAAUACCAUGAGCUUCUCAAAAAGAUCGACGCCCUGACACAGGAGAACUCGGAAUUGUACAGUAAAUUAGGUAAAAUCGAAGAGAAGAACGCAUCGGAUACGGGUUCCACGGAAUCCUUCGAAGCUAUCCAGGUGAACGACAGGAACGACCUGCUGAAGAAGAUCGAGGAGCUGGAGCAGAAAAACAACGAGUUAACGAUCAAGUUGACGAAAUUGGAGGAGAAGGACAGCUCGCACGCCGGCUCUACGGAAUCCUUCGAGACUAUAAACGAUACAGAUCGCAGUGAGUUGCUGAAGAAGAUCGAGCAACUGACCCAGGAGAACAGCGACUUAACUAUGAAGUUGAGCAGGAUCGAAGAGAAGGGAUCAUCCGACACGGGUUCCACGGAAUCCUUCGAACGCAUCCCGGAGCAUAACGAGAGUACGACGAAAAUAGAAUUGCUCACUCAGGAAAACCAUGAGCUCGUCAUCAAGCUCACAAAACUGGAAGAACAAUUGAGCCAAAUGGAGAGCAGCGCUCAAUUGGACGUCGCUAAAAAAAUUGAUGACACUUUAGAAACGCUUCGACAAGAGAAUGAUUAUUUGACGGAGGAAAUUUCUAAGCUAAAACAGCAUAUAGAGGAGCUCACGAAGGAGAACAGCAGACUGCAGGAUCAUAUGGAAAAGUUGACAGCGGAGAAGUUUCUGACUUCCGAGAUGGUGAAAACGGUAGAAACUGCUCCUCAAGUUGAGGAAUUAAUGGAAAGACAGCAAAUCUCUGAAAGAGAAUUGGCACAAGUUCCGAUGGAACUGUCGAUUAACGUGACAUCGUGCGCAACUGAUGAUAUGAAAUCUCAAAUUGCGAUGUUGGAGAAGGAAAACGCGCGGAUGGCGACGGCGAUUGCACAACUCGAAGAGUAUAUCGACAGUCAAAAGGAAAAGCUAAGUAAAGUAACUAGAGAGAAAGAGGAAUUGGAUCUGAGAUUGGAACGCGUGGCUUGCGACGAUUUUGCCAAGGAAAGGCUAGAACUCAUUGACAAGUUGGAGAAACUGAAUCGGGAGAAGGAGAGUGUUGCCCAGGAGAGACAUGAUUUACAUGAACAAAUCAGCACACUCUUGCAGAAGUCGUCCGAUGAAAUCUCGGAGAUGCGAAAGACAGAGGAAGCCGCUUGCCAAGAGUCGCAGGCUGCGAUCGUAACAGUCCUGGAAAAAGAAGUGGAGAACAGCAAAGUGUUGGUAGUCGAUUACAAAAACCAAAUGGAAGAGAUGAACAUGAAGAUACAGAGCAUGGAGGCGGAAUUGCAGGAGAAAACACGGCAGAUGACGGAGCACGAGGCGUCGACUGCGAAACUGGAGAGUUUGGAACGGGAAUUGAAAGACAUGUUUGCCACUGCGGAGGAAUGGAAGUUCAAGUACGACGAUAUGCAAAUAAAGAUGCAGGUGUUGGAGGAAGGUAAGACGUCAAUAGAGGAAGCGUUUAGAACAUUGGACAAUAAUAACAAAGAAUUGCUGGAAGUAAUAAAGGAAAAAGAUGUGGCGACCGCCACUCUGCAAGAGCGACUUCAAGACACGAUAGAAUCGCUCGAAACGAGAUUACAGGACGAAGUCGCGAGCUUGACUAUGAAGGAACGUGAGAUCGUAGAGUUGCAGACGGUCAUCGAAACCAAAAAUCAAGAAUUGCAUGCCAAAUACGCGCAGCUACAAAACGAAAUGAUCGCCAUAGACAGUUUGCAGGAUGAAUUGAAUAGUUGUACGAUGAAGCUCAAAGAGAACGAGACUGCCUUAUCGUUAUCGUUGGAGGAAGUUACAAGGCUUAAUAAUAUAAUAAGAGAGAACGAAAAGGAGAUCGAAACUCUAAGGAAUAACAUCAGCGAAAUGAAUGAAACGUCUAAGCCUUUAGCAGAAUUUAAUGAAAUAUUAGAGAGUUUACAAAGUAUAGAAACGAAUUAUACCGAAUUACAAAAUAAACAUGAGAGUGUUCUGAAAGCGAACGAUGAUCUAUCGCGACAGAUCGAAGAUAUGUCCAGGCGUGAUGACGAUUUGAAAAAUGAAUUGAUGAAAAAAGAACAGGAAAUUGCUGAUCUCUUCACAGCCAAGGAGAAUAUAGCCGCACAAAUUGAGGAAAUCACAAAUCAUAAGACUGAAGCUGAAAGGAAAAACUGGGAGCUGCAGACGAUUUUGGAUAAUCAAACCGCGUACGUCGAGAAAGUGCAAUUGGAUCUGACUAACGAGUACAAGCAGAUGGAACACCUUAAGAUCAAGCACACGGAAGAUAUAACGAUGCUGAAUCGUAGAUUGGAAGACGUUAUCGAGGAACUGGCUGCAAAAGUAGAAGAAAACGAGGGCUUGAAAGCCGAAUUAGAACAAACGGAGGAACUAGUUGAUAAAAAUGUCACGGAAGAGACGAAGACCGGUUUGGAGGACAAAAUCGUCGAACUGGAACAGAAGCUGUCUGAAUCUGAAAACAAGUUGCAAGCUCAAUCCGAAAAGAUGAAGAAGAUCGUAGCGACUUUCAAUAAGAAAAAAGUAGUAUGUCAAGAGCUUGAAGCGAGGGUCGCCGAAUUGGAAGAGAAGUGGACGACGGAGAAGGACGAGAAAGAGGUCAAUAAUAAGAAGAUACAAGAGGUGGAGAUCUCUAUGAGAGAGAAAGAUAACAAAAUCGCAGAUUUGGAGGAAAAACUACUGCAAACGAAGAACGACGCAGCGGAAACUCUUAUGAAUUCGGAGAAGCUCGCGAAGGAAUCAAGCAGUUUAAAGGAAAAGAUGAUCGUAUUGAUGGAGCAGAUCGCGGAGAUGGGCGACGAAAUCGAGAAGCAGCGCGCGGAGAUGGACCGACUCUAUCAGCAAGUGGAGGUCGAGAAAACGAUGAACGAGGACAUUGUCAGGCAAUACGAUCAUUACAAGGAAACCGUGAAACAAGAGAGUGAACAAAAACAAGUGGUCUUGGAUGAAGUGAAAGAAGAGGCGAGAGAACUAAGCGUGCGCAUGCAAGUGAUGGAGACCGAGUAUGUGGAGCAGCUCGCUCUGAUAAAGAAUCUACAAGCGGAAAACGGUCUCUUGUCGUCUAAGCAGACGCAGAUCAAUGAGAAACUGGAAAACGCCGAGAAGGAAUCGGAGGAACGUCGUGUGCUGAUCGAGCAGUUACAAAAGCGGAUAGUAGCCACGAUGACUGUAGGAGUGCAAAUACCGGAAGAGGACACGAGAGAGAGCGACGCGCGAGACACGCAGCGUUGCGACCACUCUGAGCAGUGUCAGAACCUGGUGCAAGCAUUAGAGACGCGUCUUCAGGAGCGCCAAGCAGAGAUCGAAAAUCUGAACAACGAAUUGGCCAAUUCAUACGGCAACAUUGUGUUACUUCACGAUGAGUCUGUGAGAUAUAACGACAUGAUGAUGCAGACGGCUCAGGAGCGCUUCAAUCAGUCGCUUAUGGAUCGGACGAACACGUUGCAGCAGGAAAUCGAAUCCUUGAAGACGGAGAAGAGCAUGAGCGAGCGGAGAGUGUCGGAAUUGGAAGCUGAAUUGGACGAGUAUAGGCACAAGAGUGCAGAGAGCAAAGCCGAGGUCUCUAGACCAAUCGAUGCUUCCAUCACCGAAGAUCAGCAUCAACAGGAACGGGACGAUACUCCGCAAUUGUUUGACGCUUCGAAAAUCUUUGGUGCUACUGUCACUUCGGAGGCUGAUAUCUCGGACAAAAAUGAAAUCGCGCGACUGCAAAGUCUACUGAAUGAGAGAGAAGCUCAGUGUUCCCAGCUUAUGAAAGAAAUCGACCUUCUAGUAAAAAGUACGGAAGAGGAGAGAUCGUAUGUGCAGAAGUUGCAGGCUCAAUGCGACGAUCAAGUGGGACAUUGGAAAAAUCGGCUGGAAGACGUUCAAGACGAGCUGAAACGAAUGGAGCGUCUGCAUUCGGAAAAAGUGGACUCGUUGAACGCUGAGUUGAGCAAGGCGACGCUUCAGGCAAACGAACUCAAGUCGUUGCAGGAGCAAUACUACAAUGCACAAGCUGACUCUGAGAGAUUGGGACAACUUGUAAGUGAGAAGAACACACAAAUAGAUUCGUUGGUUGCCGAGUUGAGCGCCGUGAGUCAACAAUUAAACGCGCAGUUGCUGCACACGAAUGUGGAAGCUGACCUGCAAACAGAGAUGUCGGUCAAGAAUAACGCCAUUAUCGCGCUGGAGACAGAGCUAACUUCCACGAAGCAAACCGUAGAGACUUUAACGGCGGAACGAGAUCAGCAAAACCGCAUCUUAGAAUUGUACAGACUUCAGAUUGAGAACCUGGAAAUAGAAGCGAGGAACGUGAAUGACAAUGAUCUGAUACGAUCGGAAUUGGAGCAGCGUGUCUCCGCGGCUACCACAGAGAGGGACUUGCUGCAGUUGCAAGUGAAUGAUUUAACACGAUCUUUGGAGGAGUUGCAAGAAUCGCUCGCGACUCAGCGUAACCUGCAAAUCGAACUGGAGAACGCUUUGCAUGAGAAGGAUCAGGCGCAAGUGCUUGUCGCGAAUCUCACGCGAGCAUUGGAGGACUCGCAACGAAGUCUUCAGGAAUCGAAGAUACAUGAACAGAUGCAUCAAGAGAGUGCGAAAGAACUUACUUCUGUCGAGAAACAGACCGUUCAACAAGAAUCGGAACAAAUUUCUAUACCUGUCGAAGAACCUGUUGUUCAUCAAGAACACAUACAAGUAACCCAAGUUCAUGCCGAGAAAGAGGCAUCAAAGCAGCAGGAGACUCCUCCAUUUGAUGUUGAUUUGAAAUGGGAUAACGGCUCGUCUGAAAAACUCAAUGUCGAUGAAGAAUCCUGGGGCUGGAGUACGGAAGACGCCCAAUUGGCCGGCGACCAACAUCUCGGCGACACGAUAACGCUAUUCCCAGAUGCUGAGAUACGCUUACGUGCCCAAAUAGAAGACCUGCAAGACAGAAUCAAAGAUCUGGAAACGCAGAACGCUAAGAUCGUGGAAGAGAGCAAAGCAGCGCAGGUGAAGAGCGGCAAGCUGGUAAAGAAACUGAAAGAAUACAAAGUUCAAGUAGAAAGCUUGCAGCAGCAGUUGAAGACGCAGAAACAAGCUGACAGCUUCUUCGACUUGGACACUGCUAUCGAGGAGGAACUGAAAACUCAGAUCGUCAACUUGGAAAAGGCUCUUAAUGAGAUCAAGGAGGAAAAGAAGAACAUCGUUGCCGAGAAGGAGGCUUUCUUGAAACGAUUUGAUGUGGUUGUAUCGGCUAACGAGAGAUAUAUGGAGAUGAAGGAGAGGCAGGACAUGGAAAUCGAAGUAUUACGAAUUCAGAAUAAGGAACUGGGUAACAAGGUGCAAUCUUUAGAAUGGCGGCUACAGGAUAAUGCGACUGGUAUGGAGGAAGAUAAUACUUCUUCGCAAUAUGAGGUUCAGCAAACUGACAAUUUGCGUCACGAGGUCGAUACGACUAUUGUACACGAUCGGCCCCAAAAGGAUCCUACUGACGAUCUAGAAAUAAUAUCGAGAAAGUACAAGGAGGAGAUAGACGAUCUGAAGGAUGAACUAGAGGCGCUCGCUGCGGAAAACGAGCAGUUACAGCAUUUCUUGGAGGAGCAAAAAACGACGAUAACGAGUUUGGAGUCGAAAAUGGCCAGUACCGGAGAACUCACGGAGAAGCUUGAAAUUCUUAAUAAUCAACACGCUCAGUCACAGAGCGCUUUAAACAAAAGCAAGGAAGAAUACGAUAUACUCAGGAAACAAUACGAGCAGAGUCUGAUGGACGCGAAUGACCAAGUGGCAGCCAUGCGACAGAAUAGCGAACUCCUCAGAAUCGAAUUUUUGGAGAAGAUAGAAAGAUUGGAGUUGGAAGUGAGCAGCUUACAGAAAGCCCUGGAAGAGAAGGAAGCUUUGGAAGCCAAGAUUAGCGCUCUGACGAGUUCAGAAGAGAAAUAUUCGACCAUCAACGCGUCUCUCAUGGAAGUCACGGAGCUCCUCAACGCUAGAGUGCAAGAAGUCGCCGAUCUGAAGCAAGAACUUCAGAACCAAUAUGUGGAAAGACAACAGGCCGAAGCGGCGUUGCAGUUAGAGAUGCAAAACCUAACGAGAGAAUUGGACGAGAGGAAACGGGAGUUGACAGCCUUGAGCCAAACAUGCAGCGACAAAGAACAUGAAUUGUUGCAGCAGAGGAGCGUGGAGACGGUGAACACUAUCGUUAGUGAGGCUACCCAAGAAUUGGUUCAGAAGCAUGCGAUCGAGAUUGAAAGAAAGGACAAGGAGCUACACGAUCUAACGGAGAAAUUGUCGAUGUUGCAAUUGAUGGCGGACGAAUACAUUUCGAGACUGCGAGACAACGUGUUUAAAUUGGAAACGCAGCAGCAACAAAUCGCGUAUCUGAAGGAAGAUCUAAUUGAGCGAGAUUCGAUAAUAGAGAGCACAAAGACCGACGUUGAUUUGACUAACGAAAAAUUGCGAGAGAAACAAGAGGAAUUGACGCGACGCGACGAAGAACACUCCAAACUCACGACAGAAUUGAAGAGAUGUUUAACGGACAUUCAACACCUGCAGAGUCGACUGAGUGCUACAGAAGAGAGCACAAUUGAUUUGCAAGAGUGCCACUCGCGUAUUCACAGUCUGGAGCAACAAAUUCAAGCCCUGAAUUCGGAGAAGGAAUUAAUCUUGUCGCAACACGAUGAAGAAACGAAGACUUAUCAGACGCACUUGGAGAGCAAUAAACAUCAAAUCGAUGCGUUGAAGCAUGAUCUACGAGAGAAGACCGAGCAAUUACACUACUUGAACGCGCAAUUGUGCGCCAAGGAGAAUGAUCUCGAAGGAAUCAAGAGCAUGAUGAUCGAUAAGGAUUCUCUGCUGGAUAUCACGACACAAGAGCUGAAAGAGAAGCAAGCCGAAUUGGAGAGGCUGCGCAACGAGCAACCGCAAAGUUCCAAGAUAAUCGACGGUCUUCCCGUCUUCAGGAUGGGCAACGACGACGACGCGGAGUUACAAAAGACCAUAGACGAGUUGAAGACGCAAAUGGAAGCAAAGCAGCAAGAACUGGAACAUCUCAAGUAUGUUCUCAGCGAGAACACGUAUCCUAUGAUCAUUCAGCAGAUGCAAGACAGGAUCAAUUGUCUGUACAACGAGAAGGCGACGCUGGAGACUUCCUUGCGAACGACCACGCAGACUUUGACGGAGAAGCAAGAGCAGGUGCAUCUUUUGACACAACGCAUCAACGGGCAGAACCAGGAACAUGUUUCUAAGGAGGAGGCCAAUAUGCUUUCCAGAGAUCGCAGGUCCGCGCACGACCAAGAGGAAAUUGUUCGGUUACAAAACGAAUUGCAUGCCAAGGAGCAGGAGAUUAAUGAGCUAAAGUACGUCAUAGCCGAGAAAGACUCGCAGUUGUGUCUCCAGGCCAGCAUGGAGCCGCAAUCGGACGAGUUUGAACUGCGUGAGACCCUGCAGAGAUUGACUGGAGAAUUGUACGGAAAAGAUCAGGAGGUGCAGACGUUGAAGGCGACUAUAGCGACACUGCAGGAGGAGCUGUCGCGUCUCAAAAAUAUCGAGAGACUUUCCGAGGAGAGUAAGAAUACCAUCGAGAAGCUAUAUUCCACCAUCGAGAGGCUAUAUUCCGAAAAAGAGCAGAUCCGCGUCGAAGCUGAGGAAUCCUUGAAGAGAGAACUGCAAAGAAAAGAAGCAGAGAUCGGCGAAAUAAAGCAACGACUGUCGGAAGAGAACCAACAGUUACUGGCGGAGUUCCGCUUGAAAGACAGCGACAUAGAGAACUUGAGGACGCAGUUGACGCAGUUGCAAGACGACUGGAGUGACAGAUUACAGCGGAAGGAAAACGAACUGAUGCAAAUGACCGACGGUUUGACGGAGAAAGAGCGAAAAUUAGCCGAACUGAGUAUCACCAAGGACACUGUAUUCCAUAAUCUGAAGAUGCAGAUAAACGAAAAAGAGGUUCGUAUAGAGGAACUCUUGGCGUUGUGCACCGAGGAGGAGAAACAGCUGAACGAGCUGAGGCAAAUUUUGACGGCCAGGGAAACGGAGGUGAACACGCUGAAACAGUUGUUAGAGCAAAAAGUGGCCGAGUACGAAGUAAUACAGCAUGCCUUGAAGAAAGACGUAUCCGUUAUCGAAGCCGCGGCAUCGAAGAGUCCGGAUAUCACUCAAACAUCCGACAAGGAGGUUGCUUCGAACGAGUUGGACCUCGCGUUGUAUAUGCUUCAUCAAAGGGAUGUCAGAUGCGAGGAGCUGACUCAUGAACUAAUGCAGUUGCUCGAGGAACGCGACACGUUGCAACUACGAUUGUCUAAUGCCAUCCGAGUGAACGAAGAGCUCAGGAGAGCGAGCAGCGUUGAAGCGAGCCCAACGAAAGACCCGACGCCGUUAACGAUAGUCGAACCCGUUGUGGAACAACCGUCGCCUUCCAAAUCCGAAGGACCAGUUGAAAUCGCCAAAGAAGCCAUCGAUGACCCAAUGGAGAAUAAAGAAGCUCUUGCUCUCAAAUUGUCGCAGUUACAUUCGGUCAGCCACACGAAAGACGUACGAUUAAAGGACGAGCGGGAGCUAAGGCAUACGCAACAAAUGUCCUUGUUAGCGCACAGGGACGUAUUAAGUACGUUACCACCCGAAGCAGCCGCGAGGCUCGUCAACGCUAAUUAUACACUCUCUCGAGAUGUUCGGAGCCAAUCGAGCGUCCUCCUGAAUUGGUUGUGGGGCAAGAGCACGCCGAAGGUAGUGCACAUGUGAUGAACGAACAGCGGAAGUGAAACGGCCAUUGUUUUUGCCUUCUGGAUACAUUCCUGCCAAGUGCCAACUGCCAAGACUUAUACUCGCAGUUAUCUAUGCGUAGUUGGAACUCGUCAUGCAUUUUUCAGGCAGAAGUCGUUUGAGCUUGCACGCUAGCUAACGAUCGCGAUGAAUUUUCCCGCGGGAGGGUGUGGCGUGGCGGAAGAAGGCGUUAGCAAGAGAUAUUUUUCAAAUCACAUGUACAGAUUGUAGGUAGUGUUCUUUCUCGGAAAAGUCGCUCCUCUUCGAGAAAGAAGAGAAUACGAGGAGCAGACUUUCAUGUAUUAUAACGUUGUAUAGCUGAUGUGUACGAGAUAAUAUGAAACCUAAAAUGUUGCCUUAGGAUAUGUAAUUUCAGUGUGUUUUUCCGUCUUUCUUUUUUUUUAUUUUCUGACUAAAUUAUCGAUAGCAUGCAUUGAAAUUAUUUUGAAACUUAGCAUUACGAAUGCGCGGGCGUAAAUAUUUCACUGAUUUGUUAAUUAGAAUAUUUACAUAUCUUACGAAUUAUCUAUUACUUACGGUCUUUAUUAAUUGCGAUUGUCUUCCGGUUUUUUGGUGCAAUUAUUGUUAUUACACUAUCAUUAUUAUUAUUAUUAUUAAUUGUACGUCGAAGGGAAGCCGCGCAAGACGAAUAAUAAUUAAUCCAGAGAUAAUCUGCGGUAAUCGUAAAUUAUUCAAUUGUUCUAUUUCCAUAAAAUUUUGUACAGAGAAAAAAUGAAGCAUAAAUAAAGAGAUAAGAAGGAA
Molecule: messenger RNA, 11779 nt
Organism: Odontomachus brunneus
Lineage: Eukaryota; Metazoa; Arthropoda; Insecta; Hymenoptera; Formicidae
Product: golgin subfamily A member 4-like
Exons: 11
Coding region: 257-10996 (3579 amino acids)
Biological process (GO): glycyl-tRNA aminoacylation
Cellular component (GO): cytoplasm
Molecular function (GO): glycine-tRNA ligase activity; ATP binding
Source: RefSeq, a predicted model, not a curated record